GGGGUUUCUGAGACCAAGGUGUUCGUGGUCUCAGCUUAGAUUCAAACAACAUCAACGAUAGGACUUUCUCCGGUAAUGAACCGGUUUUUUGUGCCAUAUUUUAAGUAGAGUGGAUUGCUUCGGAAAUAUGGCUUUUUUCAUCAGAGAACCCUUGGUAAAAUGGCAAGUACAGGCCUUCAUCCUUGUUUUUCUAUUUGACUUUACACUCUGUCAGAUUCGCUAUUCGGUCCCAGAGGAGAUGAGAAAAGGCGCCUUCGUAGGAAAUGUGGCAGAAGAUUUAGGCAUCGACGUUAAACGACUCACAUCAGGCGGUGCCCGAAUUGUAAGCAGCGAUAGCAGCGAGUAUGUUUGGCUCGAUAUAGACAAAGGGAUUCUAGUGGUGGGGGAAAGGAUAGACAGAGAGCAGCUCUGCGGGCAGACAUCGCCCUGUAGCCUGAAUUUUGAAAUGAUAAUGAUGAACCCAAUGCAGUUACAUAGUGUUGUAGUGGAAGUUUUGGAUGUUAAUGAUAACGCACCGGUGUUUCCCGAGAAAGAAGUGCAUGUAGAAAUACUAGAAUCUGCUCUUCCAGGGACCGAAAUAUUACAAGAGAGUGCUACAGACCCUGAUGUUGGCAUCAACGCUUUAGGCGGAUAUACAUUACACCCAACAACACAUUUCAGCAUUAAAGUCCUGUCCAGCCCAAAUGGCCACAAAUAUGCACAGUUGUAUCUUUCUAAUGCGUUGGACCGCGAGAGAGAAGAAAAGCUGCUUCUCACACUGACUGCAGUGGACGGCGGUGAGCCACAGCGGUCGGGCACGCUGAAAAUACAUGUAACUGUGCGAGACACGAAUGAUAAUGCUCCGGUGUUUACACAAUCGUUGUUCAAGGCGUCUGUUAAAGAAAAUAUUCGAAAAGGAGCCUCGGUGCUGCGUGUGAGCGCAACAGAUGCAGAUGAGGGAAUUAAUGGUCGUGUUUCAUAUCACUUUAGUCGCAUGUCAGGUAAUGUGGCUGAGCUAUUUAAUCUGGAUGAAAACAGCGGUGAUUUAACUGUAAACGGCGUCAUCGAUUACGAAGAGAAUAAAAUCUAUGAGAUUGGUGUGCAGGCUAAAGACCAAGGCGGACAAAGCACAUCAACCAAAGUAAUAAUUGAAGUCACGGAUGUAAAUGACAAUGCCCCUGUAAUAACAUUGACCUCGUUUUCUAAUGCUAUAGCAGAGGACUCCCCUAGUGGAACUACUGUGGCGAUCAUAAACGUUAAAGAUCUGGAUUCAGGCAAAAAUGGCAAAGUAGACUGCUCAGUUAACGGCAAUAUCCCGUUUGCAAUCCACUCAUCUCUAAAGAAUUAUUACACUCUGGUGACAAAUGGUGUCCUUGAUAGGGAGCGUAAUCCUGUUUACAACAUCACGUUUACAGCUGUGGAUGAAGGGAGCCCAUCAAUGUCAACUAACAAGACAAUAACACUUCGAAUAUCCGACGUCAAUGACAAUGCACCCGUAUUUGAACAGCGUUAUUAUGAAGCCAACAUUAUGGAGAAUAAUUCGCCAGGAUUAUCUGUGUUUUCCUUGAAGGCACACGACUCAGACUCCGGGCCUAACGCACGUGUAUCUUACCUGCUAAUUGACAGUCAGUUGAAUGGUUACCCCAUAUCUACUUAUAUAUCUGUUAACGCAGAAGACGGAGUUAUACAGGCUGUUCGAUCAUUUGACUUUGAGCAGAUUAAAAAUCUAAACAUAUGUGUGAAAGCGCAGGAUGGAGGCUCCCCUCCACUCAGCAGCAAUACCACACUGCAAUUAAAUAUUCAAGACCAGAACGACAACCCCCCUCAGGUCCUGUACCCAGUCCAGACUGGUGGAUCAGUGGUGGCUGAGAUGGUGCCUCGUGCAGCAGAUGUGGGCUACCUAGUGACUAAAGUGGUGGCUGUUGAUGUGGACUCUGGACAGAAUGCCUGGCUCUCGUAUAAACUGCAGAAAGCCACAGACAGGGCGCUGUUUGAAGUGGGCUUACAGAAUGGAGAAAUCAGAACUAUCCGUCAAGUGAAUGAUAAAGAUGCUGUGAAACAAAGACUGACUGUUAUAGUGGAGGACAACGGGCAGCCGUCUCGUUCAGCUGCAGUCAUUGUUAACGUGGCGGUGGCGGACAGCUUCCCUGAAGUGCUGUCUGAGUUCACUGACUUUACACACGACAAGGAGUACAAUGACAACCUGACUUUUUACUUAGUGCUGGCUUUGGCUGUAGUGUCCUUCCUCUUCAUCACGUGUGUGGUGGUUAUUAUAUCAGUGAAAAUCUACAGAUGGAGACAGUCUCGCACCCUGUUUCACUCCAACCUCCCUGUGAUUCCAUAUUAUCCACCACGUUACUCAGACACUUUGGGCACAGGGACUCUCCAGCACGUGUACAAUUACGAGGUGUGCAGGACGACUGACUCCAGAAAGAGUGACUGUAAGUUCGGCAGAGCUGGUAGUCAGAACGUGUUGAUAAUGGACCCCAGUUCUACAGGGACCAUGCAGAGGAUACAGAGUGAGAAGAGCAUCCUGGAUGAACCAGAUUCUCCUCUAGAGCAACAGUCCAACGCUGAUGGAAUCCAAUUUGCUGUGAUGAUUUUACAGAAGCCAUUAGACAGAGAGAUGCAUCCACACCUCACUUUGAAACUCAUUGCAGUAGACGGAGGAACGCCUCAACGAUCUGUGCGGUCUUUUGAUUAUGAACAAAUCAAGCUGCUUGAAUUCACCGUCAAAGCUCAAGAUGGAGGCUCCCCUCCACUCAGCAGCAAUGUGACAGUCAAAAUAGUGAUCCAGGACCAGAACGACAACCCCCCUCAGGUCCUGUACCCAGUCCAGACUGGUGGAUCAGUGGUGGCUGAGAUGGUGCCUCGUGCUGCAGAUGUGGGCUACCUGGUGACUAAAGUGGUGGCUGUUGAUGUGGACUCUGGACAGAAUGCCUGGCUCUCGUAUAAACUGCAGAAAGCCACAGACAGAGCGCUGUUUGAAGUGGGCUUACAGGAUGGAGAAAUCAGAACUAUCCGCCAAGUGAAUGAUAAAGAUGCUGUGAAACAAAGACUGACUGUUAUAGUGGAGGACAACGGGCAGCCGUCUCGUUCAGCUGCAGUCAUUGUUAACGUGGCGGUGGCGGACAGCUUCCCUGAAGUGCUGUCUGAGUUCACUGACUUUACACACGACAAGGAGUACAAUGACAACCUGACUUUUUACUUAGUGCUGGCUUUGGCUGUAGUAUCCUUCCUCUUCAUCACGUGUGUAGUGGUUAUUAUAUCAGUGAAAAUCUACAGAUGGAGACAGUCUCGCACCCUGUAUCACUCCAACCUCCCUGUGAUUCCAUAUUAUCCACCACGUUACUCAGACACUUUGGGUACAGGGACUCUCCAGCACGUGUACAAUUACGAGGUGUGCAGGACGACUGACUCCAGAAAGAGUGACUGUAAGUUCGGCGGAGCUGGUAGUCAGAACGUGCUGAUAAUGGACCCCAGUUCUACAGGGACCAUGCAGAGGAUACAGAGUGAGAAGAGCAUCCUGGAUGAACCAGACUCUCCUCUUGAGAUCUCUGAUGUGAAUGACAACGCGCCUGUCUUUGAGAGGAGCUCAUAUGAGGCCUACAUUGUAGAAAACAACACACCAGGCCUCUCUAUAUUCACAGUGAAAGCCAGAGACGCUGACUGGAACCAGAAUGCCCGUGUUUCUUACAUCCUGGAGGACUCCUCUGUUAACGGAGUACCAGUCUCCUCAUAUGUGUCCGUCAGUGCUGAUAGUGGAGUCAUCCAUGCAGUGCGAUCUUUUGACUACGAGCAGAUCAAAGACUUCCACUUCCGCGUCAAAGCGCAGGAUGGAGGCUCCCCUCCACUCAGCAGCAACGUGACAGUCAAAAUAGUGAUCCAGGACCAGAACGACAACCCCCCUCAGGUCCUGUACCCAGUCCAGACUGGUGGAUCAGUGGUGGCUGAGAUGGUGCCUCGUGCAGCAGAUGUGGGCUACCUGGUGACUAAAGUGGUGGCUGUUGAUGUGGACUCUGGACAGAAUGCCUGGCUCUCGUAUAAACUGCAGAAAGCCACAGACAGGGCGCUGUUUGAAGUGGGCUUACAGAAUGGAGAAAUCAGAACUAUCCGCCCAAGUGAAUGA
Labrus bergylta (ballan wrasse) is the source of this 4108-nucleotide messenger RNA. NCBI's taxonomy places the organism in Eukaryota, Metazoa, Chordata, Actinopteri, Labriformes, Labridae. The record is from RefSeq and is a predicted model, not a curated record.